AAGUUUCUUGAGGAUUCGUUGCAUACACCUUCUUCCGAAAAUAAUGUCAUUAAUCAGUUAUAUUACGAAGUUUUAAAAUGGGCAUGUAUUCUCGAUAGCAUGAAGUGCAAAGAUAUUGUAAUGGCUGAAUUAACGUGGCAUAUANACAAUCCUGCACAAAACAGACUUUCGCCAAGUUGGCAAAGAUGGAUAUUUUAUGUUGUAUAUGAUAAUGUUUUGCCAUCUUAUGAAGCUACUGUAAAUUUAAAACUAAGUGAUAGAGUGUCUUUUCUUUUUAAUAUUCUUGCAAAGCAUUCAAAAACUGUUGCAUCGCUGACGUCUAUACUAAAUGUAAUAUAUUACAUAGAAAGCGACAAUAACAUACAUGCAAUAAUGAACUGUAUUAUUAACAACAUAUAUUCAGACGAAGGCCUGUCGAUGGUUACCGAUGGAAAGUUCUUACAAAUGCUGAGAGACAGACAUCGUGCGCCAUCUUAUGUUAUUUACGCCGUGAAACAAAAAGUUGAUGAUCGUCGUGCUUUACUAGUUAAAUUAAAAAAUAACUUCUUUCCAAACCGUAAAAUGCAUUUAUUUACAGAGAUUUAAUGUUAGACUUGUUACUCGUUUUAUUUAUCUUAAAGGAACAAAUGCUACCAAUUACUUGUUUUUCUCAAUACUUAUGUGACUUGUGUGUAAUAAGUAAAGUUUUCUUUUAUGACAACAAAAAAUAUUUAUUACUUAUAUUUAAAAUCGGUAAUACAGUUUGCCGAUUUUAAUAUAGUUACUAAUUCGCGCCAGUUGUCCACAAAAGAAAAUCAGAUCAGUAUUAAAAAUAAAUAGUUUUUAAUAGUAUAUUUGAUUAAAGUAUUGUUGUAAAGUUAAGUAUUCAAUAAGCAUCUUGCACAAAACAUAAAUAUAUAUUAAGUACAU
This is a messenger RNA of Pseudomyrmex gracilis, 909 nucleotides long. RefSeq lists its product as uncharacterized. Lineage: Eukaryota; Metazoa; Arthropoda; Insecta; Hymenoptera; Formicidae. Bases 100 to 585 code for a protein of 161 amino acids. The transcript has 5 exons. The record is from RefSeq and is a predicted model, not a curated record.